This is a messenger RNA of Paramisgurnus dabryanus, 3336 nucleotides long. RefSeq names its product Rho family GTPase 1b (gene rnd1b). The record is from RefSeq and is a predicted model, not a curated record. Gene Ontology annotation, biological process: small GTPase-mediated signal transduction. NCBI's taxonomy places the organism in Eukaryota, Metazoa, Chordata, Actinopteri, Cypriniformes, Cobitidae. Gene Ontology annotation, molecular function: GTPase activity; GTP binding.
ACACAGUUCAGUCACAUCAAUUGCGGGAUACUUGAGGUGAACUGCGUAGUUACCGAAGAAAUUCGCGUAUCCUCGUGUUUUAGUUAGUCGGUUUCGGUUUUUCUUUUGGUUAGUUAGUAACGUAGAUAUUGUGAAUCAUGAAGGAAAGAAGAAAUGCACAGCCACUGGUUGUCAGAUGUAAACUGGUGCUGGUUGGGGAUGUUCAAUGCGGGAAAACUGCGAUGUUACAGGUUUUGGCGAAGGAUUGUUAUCCAGAGACGUACGUGCCCACAGUGUUUGAGAAUUACACAGCUUGCCUGGAGCUUGAUGAUCAGCGUGUUGAACUGAGUUUAUGGGACACAUCAGGAUCCCCAUACUAUGAUAACGUGAGACCCCUCUGCUACAGUGACUCUGAUGCAGUGCUUCUAUGUUUUGACAUCAGCCGCCCAGAUAUCUUUGACAGUGGACUUAAGAAGUGGAGGACUGAGAUCCUUGACUUCUGUCCCAGUACUCGUAUUCUCCUUAUUGGCUGCAAGACAGACCUUCGCACAGAUGUCUGCACACUGAUGGAGCUGUCCAAUCAGAAACAAACACCCAUCACUCACGAGCAGGGCUCUGCCAUGGCCAAACAGUUGGGCGCAGAGGCUUAUCUGGAAUGUUCAGCCUUCACCUCUGAGAAAAGCAUCCACAGCGUGUUUCGUACCGCAGCGCUGGCCUGCAUCAACAAGCUUCAGCCGCUGGCCAAACCCAGCCCGACCCGUCGGCUGUCCAAACGCCUUCUCCACCUGCCCAGCAGGUCUGAGCUGCUCUCUUCCACCUUCAAGAAGGAGAAAGCGAAGAGUUGCUCCGUAAUGUGAGUUGAGAUUUCAGCUCCCCCCCAAAAAGCUACACCAUUCCCCGCGCUUUAGUCUGGGGAAGGGGGGUGGGUUCCGAUUGCCACAUCAUUGGAUUGUGGGAUCCUUCCUCACCCCCCAACGAAACACCUAUCAGAACAAGUGGACACCAUGCUGUCCUCUAUGUCCUGAGUUUUUCAACAGUGCAUACCUGUUUUAUCAGUACUGUAUCUUGCUUUUUUAAAAGAGGUUCGAUCAUCAGCUGUCAUCUAGUCACUCCUUGCUGUUAUCAAGCGAAUUGCUGUCGCACCAGUGUUAUUGUGCCAGUUGAAGCUCGGAAUGAUUCAACUUAGUAAAUAGAAAACAAAGAGGUUACAAUAAUGUUUCGUACAAUGUAAGCAUAUAGUGUAUAAAUAUGAAAUUCAAAAUGAAACACAUGCAUACAGUAUGCACUAAAGACUCUAGCUGGAGGAAUAGCUCAAGGCGUUGUGGAGCAGUGCAUGAGGCCCAGGUCACGUAAAGGAGAAGGGCGACUGCAUCCGACACUGACGUUUAUUUGGCAUUAUCGUGCUGGUUUGAUUGGCUGCUGUGCAGAUAAAAUGUGAUUUUAUUUUUUUUUAAGUGGCAGCUGCCUGUUUUUGUGGGUCACCACUUAUUUCUUAAAGCGAUUAAGACCGGAGGGCCAAAAAUAUUUUCCAACCAAAGUCAAUUUUCCAAACCAUCACUCCCUUCACUGAAAUCCUCUCUGAUAUAUACAAGCUUCUAUUUUUAGAAGCAAUAACUAUCGGAGAGAUUGGAGGGGUGUGACCGAGGUCCAUUACAGUGAUGAUCUGUAUCUACGACUGCUGCUGUAGUGUAGGCAACCAAGAAUCUGUGAACCGAUCCGUGAGGUAUAACUCUUAUCAGAUCGAAAUAGGCAUGAUUAAUCUUCUUUUAUUCUCAAAAAUUACCUCCUGAGAUAUCGUAGCACUAUGUUGAGGUUUUCAUGAAAUUAUAAAAUGUAAUGAUUUGUGAUCGGACCAGCAUAGAUUUGUUUCUUUUUUCACACAGCUGUGUGAUAUUUUAUCGUAGCAUUCAGUGACCUCCAAUGUCCAUUCCUCUAUAUCCGUGCUCAUAUACUGACCUCCCCGUAGCAGUUCUUCCUGAAAUAUUUGUGGAUAACCUUACCUGGAAUAUACCUAAAGCUUCGUGUUUCAUGUCCAGAGUGCUGAAUUUUAAGUCUGCUUUACACCACAAAGCAAUAAUAAUACUUUGAGUCUGUAGAGUGGCAAUAAGUAAAAAAAUAAAAAAGCCUAUUAAUUAAUCCGUGCUACUGCUUUGUGGACGUACGUACAGUUUAUGUAUGUUUAAAUAAAUCACUGCUGCUGUAAAAACAAGCAAAUAUAUUGUGAUUCUGUUAUUGGGUAACAUUUUCGGUCGCAUUAAAACACAAAUUAAACCAAUUAUGGGAGUACAUCACAUUUGUUCCUCGGCUUUUCAUAUGAAUAGUAAUGUUGCGUUUAUGAGCAUAUGGGAGGUAAAUGCAUUAAGCUAGAAGUAUAGACGCGUUUAUACGCAUACGCGGAGGUUCGCGUACAGUUUGCGUGAUGCAUAUUUCGUCAUUAGAAUAGUAGUCAUGCCCUGUACGCGCACCCGCGCAUUUUUGUAACCAUGGAGACCGUAGUAUGUAGACCAGAAGAUGCACUGCAUAUUGUCGCAAUGUGCAUGUGUUGAACGUCUGCGUCAAAUAAACUUCGCGUACAUACACGGAUAAAAACAGACUAUACUCCUGGCUUUAAGGGCGGGUGGACUUGGAAGAGGAUUUAGACGCUCGUGAUAAGGGCUUUGUUUUUUUGUGUGUAUCUGCAAGGUCAGAAAGAAAACAGGCUGGCCCUGUUUAUUGAAAGAUAUUUUUCCAUUUUUAGAUAUAAACUGCUUUAGUUUGUUGUUUUUCUCAUUUCUGUACACAAAUCUAUAUUUUUCUCAUCACAACAAAUCACCAGUGACGGAAGUGGGCAGCCACUGUAAUUUCUUCGCUCCAGUGGCUGUUUACAGACGCCGCCACUGUGACCGCAACUUUAAUUCCUUUGCAUUGUGUACAAACUGCACAAAUAGAGUGGCAAUUUUGGGUGAUGGAGAUCGCAUUAACAUUGCAUUUUGGGUAAUCUGAGCAGCCCAGAUGAUUCAUCAUAGAUAAAUGAUUCUGGGCCGUCAGUCAUUACACUGCCAUUGCACACCGUAGCGUACGAUUACACUUCAAGCAUGUACUGUGGUUCCUCGGUUGUACAGAUCCUGUUUUGUAAUCUUUGUAAGACAUGUAAAACAAUGUCAUGAGAUUAAUAUUUGUUUAUGUCGUGGAUUGACAAAUAUGUGCUUGAUGUAAGCUUGCGUAGUCUUAUUUAUUUGGAUUCAUCGUUUGAGGUGAUUAUUUUACGUUUGUGUUGUACACACAGUUUUGUUUCUUAACAUUAUUGUUUUGAAUUAUUGGAUUUCCCCUCUCUUUGUCUUUGCAGUAAUAAAGCUUGCCUUUGUGUGGCACACAUGA